Trematomus bernacchii (emerald rockcod) is the source of this 4907-nucleotide messenger RNA. Its product is annotated as toll-like receptor 7. Gene Ontology annotation, cellular component: plasma membrane. Bases 362 to 3442 code for a protein of 1026 amino acids. Gene Ontology annotation, biological process: defense response to virus; positive regulation of interleukin-6 production; toll-like receptor signaling pathway. The transcript has 4 exons. The record is from RefSeq and is a predicted model, not a curated record. Gene Ontology annotation, molecular function: protein binding; pattern recognition receptor activity. NCBI's taxonomy places the organism in Eukaryota, Metazoa, Chordata, Actinopteri, Perciformes, Nototheniidae.
UGACUUUUGAAUGCUAAGCAACCCAGUUUUUAAAUGCAUUUUUGUUAUAUGAAUGACCAUUUGUGUGCAGUCCCUUAAUAGAGAACUUGCUGCUUGUUUUACUUUGUCUGGGACACGAACAAAACUUCCACCAUAACAAGAAAAGAGGAAGUGAAAGAGAAGCACUUCUUCAAAUGAAAUGGUACUUCUGUCCCAGAACCAGAGUUUAGUUUUACUUCAGCAACCGGUGGAUUUUAUGUCUGCUGUAUAUAUAUUCUUGAUUAACAUUAAAAAGAUUAACUCAUAGUGACUUCAGGCAAGGUCACGUGUUUUUUAAGGCUGUAUUUAAAGGAACAUAAAGGAUCAAUACGCGGCAUACACGAUGACGGUCGCAUGUUGGAUGCACUUGCUGCUGUCCUAUCUGUGUUGCCAAUAUAAGAUCCAGCCCGCUGAAAGCAAACCUGAGUGGAUGACACUGCAGUUCUCUUGUGAUGUCACAGCCGACAAUAACUCUAAUGUCCUAUUUGACUGUGGAGGCCGUGGACUGACAGAAGUACCUGAUGGGAUAACCAACAAUGCAACUCAUCUCAUCUUAUCAGACAAUUCCAUUCUGGAUAUUUGGAAUGACUCAUUAUCCAACUUGCUGAAUCUGACCCAACUUGAUCUCAGCAGAGCAAACAUUGACAAACCGGUGAUCAUCAAUGUGAAUGCUUUCAAAAAUCUGACAAAACUGCGUGAACUGAAACUGAGUGGCACUGGUCUGAAGGAAAUUCCUGCUAAUCUUCCUCCCAGUUUGGAAAUCAUUGAGCUGAACAGUAACAACAUUAUGUUGUUGAAUGGGAAAUUUGAUUGCUUAGCUAAUAUUAAACAGUUAGUGUUAGCCAAAAACUGCUACUACAGCAAUCCUUGUAAGACAUCUGUUAACAUGGAAAACCGUUUGGAAGUAAUGAGCAAACUGAAGCAUUUGGACUUGUCUCAUAACAACUUAACUGAAGUUCCCAAAGGUUUCCCACCGUCAUUAGGCGUGUUGAAGCUGGAUAAUAACAGAAUAAAUCACAUCCCUGGUUUUCUUAUGCUUCCAAAUGUAACAGUCCUGAAAUUAGAAGGGAACUGUCCAAGAUGUGAAAACGCUCCACAUCCCUGUGUCACCUGUCCAAACAAGUCUCUUGAUAUUGAUCCUAAUGCAUUUCAAUAUCUAACCCAGCUGAAGAUACUGAAUAUGGGAGGAAACUCACUGACACACCUGGAUCCUUCCUGGUUUAAGAGUCUGAACAAACUUAAACAAUUGUUCCUGUCUUUUAACUUCUUAUUUAAGGCAAUUACUGAGGAGGCAACAUUUCUGAGACAUCUUCCUAAGCUAGAGAGACUUGAUAUCUCUUUCAACUAUGGUAUCAAGUUAUACCCUACACAAUUAAAUCUCUCAGAAGAGUUUUCACAUCUUAAGUCCCUUAAAGUUUUUCAUUUGCAGGGAUUGGUCUUCCAGAGUAUUGGACCGGAGACGCUCAGACCUCUGUACCAACUCAAAAAUCUCUCUACCAUGAACUUAGGGACAAACUUUAUUAUCCACUCCGAUUCCACUGUAUUUCACAAAUUCCACAACCUGAAAGUGAUGUACCUCGCAGAAAACAAGCUUUUUCCCACUCCAGAUAGAAAUCGGCUUGAUUCAUCAUACGGUGGUUACAAUCAGAGGUCCGAACUUUCUAUUCCUCCGCUCACAAUUCCUCUUCCGGAUGAUUAUGUUUAUGAGCAUGUGAAGAGCCUUGUCAAGGAAGACUGUUUUAACUCUGGACGAGUGCUAUCUCUCAGCUCAAAUAAUAUGUUCUUCAUUUCUCCAAAGCAGUUUGUUGGCUAUGAAGACAUUGCAUGUCUUAACCUCUCAAAAAAUGGAUUUUCAGCAGCACCUAAUGGUACAGAGUUUUCACCACUGCAGAAUCUAACAUACCUGGACCUGUCAUUCAAUAGGAUUGAUUUGGCCUAUAGCGGAGCCUUCAGUGAACUAAAGAAACUACAAGUGCUAGACCUUAGUCACAAUGAACACUACUUUGAAGCGUACGGGGUAACACUUAAUUUAAAUUUCACACAAAAUCUUCCUGCUCUGAGGGUGCUGAAUAUGAGUUAUAACUCCAUUUCCAUUUUAACCACCAAACAGAUGUACAGCCGUUCAUUAACAGAACUUCAGUUUACAGAUAAUCUUCUGGGGACCCUUUGGAAAGAAACAGAUCUCUCAUAUAAGAGCAUUUUUACUAAUCUUAUUAAUUUGACAAUUUUAGACAUAUCCAGCAACCACAUUUCAACGAUUCCAGACUAUGUUUAUGAAUAUUUGCCGCGUAACCUCACAAUACUACGCAUAAGUCACAACUUGCUUACUGAUUUUAAAUGGGACAGACUCAAGUUUUUCCAUCAACUUCAGAUUUUGGACCUGAGCUUCAAUUCUCUACCUAAUGUGACACUUAUAAACUCAAACGUAACCCGCACUUUGACUUUCCUUGACCUGAGUCAUAAUUACAUUUUCCACUUGGACAGUGGAUUUGUAAAUGGUGUAAAACAGCUUACAGCUCUUAGCCUAAGCUACAACAAACUGACUAUUAUCAAUCAAUCCACCUUCCCAUCGAGAUCUGAAUCUCAGCUUCACACUUUGUUCUUGCAAGGCAACCCGUUCCAAUGUACCUGCGAUGCACUUGAUUUCAUUAUUUGGAUGGAAAACAGUAAUGUAAAGAUUCCUAGACUAAUCACUGAUGUGACAUGUGACACACCAGCAGAUCAAAAAGAUAACGUUCUGAUCAAAUUUGACAUUAGGGAGUGUAUAGAUGACAGUCAGGCGUUCUUGAUUUACAUCCUCACAAGUUCAUUAAUUAUUGUUUUUAUGUUUGUGGCAACAGUUUCCCACUUUUUUUACUGGGAUGCUUCCUACGUGAUGCACUAUAUGAAAGCUAAGAUAAAAGGAUACAGAGCCUUUAACUCACCAGGCGCCAUUUAUGAUGUCUUUGUGACUUACGACACCACAGAUCCACAUGUCACUGAAUGGGUGAUGAGGAAUCUGCGAGUGAAACUGGAAGAGGAAGGAGAGAAGCAUCUUCCUCUGUGUCUUGAGGAGAGAGAUUGGACCCCCGGCGCCCCCCUGGUAAAUAACCUCACUCACAGCAUCCAGUACAGUCGCAAGACCCUGUUCGUCUUGACGGAGGGCUACGUUAAGACCGGGGUUUUCAAACUGGCAAUGUAUCUGGCCCACCAAAGACUGCUUGAUGAGAACCUGGAUGUGAUUGUGCUGCUGAUGCUGGAGCCCGUCCUGCAGCACUCUCACUUUCUGCGCCUGAGGAGGAGGCUGUGUGAGAAAAGUGUUGUGGAGUGGCCGAGAACAGCUGCUGCUGAGCCCUGGUUUUGGCAAAACCUGAGGAAUGUGGUCAGAGUGGACAACAAGUUGAUGUACAACAAGAAAUAUUCAAAAUACUUCACCAGCAAGUGAGCCAAUGACUGGGACAGAUCUGUAUAAAUGUGGACAAUUAUAUUGGGAAUAUGUUCAACUGUUGCUCUGAUAACAUGGUCCUUCACAACUGUUACCACUCUCCUUGGGCCUUAAAUGAAGACAAAUAAAUACCUUUGAUAUUUUUUAUCUGUAUUUAAAAUGAUAGGCUACUUCAUGUCUUGCUAUUACCCUGUGUAAAUACAUAUGUGUGCCUGUCUGUUAUCUGGUCUCUAUCUAACUUAAACAAAUAUGUCAAAGAUCAACCAUAAAAAAGGGCAAAAAUGUACCGCAUUAUCCUCUUUUUAAGUUAUUGGUCAUUGGUCUAGCCUCCAGAGAAAAAAACCUCAGAAACUCAAAACAAAAAUUGUUGAAAUGUGCUUAACCAAAACUCUCAGCAAUUGUAUGAAUUGUAAAUUCACAUUGGACGUUUGUCUGACACCGUUAUACUAUGGAUGCAUAUUGAUUUAUUUAAACAAUAUGUAAAUAUAGCAGAUACACAUACCUGCAGGUCCUCAUCUACACUUCCUGGUUUUCACUUUGUUUGUCCGCAAGGUGUCGCCGCUUGAUAACUUCUCUGUAUGCAUGUAAGGCUGUAAUAGUGCGCUUUAUGCAAGUUAAACCUAAACGAGUAAACCCAUUGUCUCAUUCAUCACUUUUUUAACUACAUUUUAUUCGCUUUGUGGCAGAAAUGAACACCUGCUGUAUGCUAUAACGCCUUCUUUAAUGACAGGAGAAAACCGAUGGGUGAUUUCAUUCACCUAAUCUGAUGCAGGUGGUCGCAGUGUUUCCUCAAAUACAUUCACGCACGUCACUGAUUUAAAAUACAGUUUCAGCCUAUGGAUAGGUUUGGUACUUUUGUUUGUUAAAGAAAAAUCAUAUUAUUAAAAAGCAGGCUUAAGAGACAGUGGACGUGACGUCAGAAGAUGAUUUGCAUACUGCGCAGUAUUUAUAGUGGGAUUGACGCUACAGCCAUCAUUACGCUCCUGCGCCACCCAGACGAGUAUCUAACUGUCUCUCAGACUAAAACUAAGAGCCUCUGCAGAUAUGGCUGACAAAGCGGAUCUCUCAGGAGUAACAACCUUCGACAAGACCAAGCUGAAGAAGACGGACACCGCUGAGAAAAACACCCUGCCAACCAAAGAAACCAUCGAUCAGGAGAAGUCAACAUAAUGAAGACUAGUCCUCCUGUACAUUUCACAAGCCUUGCCUUUUUUUCGGUUCAAAAAAUGGGUAGAUGUCUCUCUGUACAGCAAGGAAGCGUGGCCUGGCGUCGGCAUGGGUUCCUGAUCAUCUGUUGUGGAUAAGUGCAGAAGUGUCAUGAAACAACUGAGGGACAGACACUUUCUGAUUUGUAUCCCUUUUCUGCCCACUUUUAAAUGCUCUUGUAGCAAGCUGUGUGUUCUUUGGUAACAAAAUCUGGAUGCACAUGUUUGUUAAAUAUGCAAAAUAAAACAUGUUAACUGAC